Sinocyclocheilus grahami is the source of this 1242-nucleotide messenger RNA. RefSeq names its product transcription factor E2F3-like. Gene Ontology annotation, biological process: regulation of transcription by RNA polymerase II. The coding region runs from base 220 to 1242 and encodes 340 amino acids. The record is from RefSeq and is a predicted model, not a curated record. Gene Ontology annotation, molecular function: RNA polymerase II cis-regulatory region sequence-specific DNA binding; protein dimerization activity; DNA-binding transcription factor activity, RNA polymerase II-specific. Lineage: Eukaryota; Metazoa; Chordata; Actinopteri; Cypriniformes; Cyprinidae. Gene Ontology annotation, cellular component: RNA polymerase II transcription regulator complex. The transcript is spliced from 6 exons.
GCCAUUUUUCGCUCUAGCGAGAGGGAGUUUGCAGCGCAUUUUAAUCGCUUACAUCGGGUGUCUUAGGCUUUAGCAAUUUCACUCAUAUUACAGCGAUGCGUUCCUAACACUGUGCGCGUUCAUCAUUUAUGAUUAUUUUAUAUCCUCCCGCUCGGAUUAGAGAGAAAACGAGCCUCAAAGCACAAGUGGGACAAAGGGGAACCUGCGCCUCUGAGGAUCAUGAGAAAGGGGGGUUCCUCGGUCCCAGGACAAGUCAUGUUAACGGGGGUUGUUAGAGGUGAACAACACGGUGUUUUUAGCGCGGUUUCCGAUCGACGGUGUGCAGCUUAUUCCAGUGCAGCCCGUAUACAAAUAAACACACCGCCGUCCACUAAUAAUGUCAGUGUGCCCGAGGCUUCUGCGGACAGCUUGUACACAACUCCUCUACAAGGAGCGACACAUGGGACAGGACUGCGACCCACACUAGGACGACCACCGGCUAAAAGGAGACUGGAGCUGGACAUCACAGACCACCAAUACAGCGAGCCAGCUAAAACCCUUCGGAGUCGCAAAGGCGCUCUUAAACUGAAGGUCCCCAAAGCUCCCAAAACCCCACCGGAGAAGACCCGAUACGACACAUCCUUGGGAUUCUUGACUAAAAAGUUCUGUCAACUGCUUGCGCAGUCCUCCGAUGGAGUGCUGGAUCUCAAUAAAGCCGCCAUUGUGCUCAACGUCCAGAAGAGACGUCUGUAUGACAUCACCAACGUGCUGGAGGGGGUGCGCCUCAUCAAGAAGAAGUCAAAGAACAACAUACAAUGGCUGGGCUCCAGUUUGCCGUCAGAGGGUGGGCUUCCAUCUCCAGCCGUGCAGAGUCACAGCCUGGCCAGAGAGAUGCUGGCACUCAGUCAGGAGGAAAGACGCCUGGAUGAGCUCAUUCAGACCUGCACGCGUAACGUCCAGCAGAUGACUGAGGAGAUACACAGUCAGAAAUAUGCUUAUGUGACCUAUCAGGACAUCCGAAGAAUAAAGAGCCUAAAAGACCAAACCGUCAUAGCGGUUAAAGCUCCAUCUGAAACAAAGUUGGAGGUGCCUGACCCAAAGGAGUGGAAAUGUAGAGAGAUGCUGUUUGGAAUGGAGCUGGUUGAAGAUAAAAUACUUUUUAACGAACUGAGGGGAUUAACUGGUUAUCAGUGCAUGAGUUGGAUUCCCUUUGGCUUUGGGAAAGAUGUGGCCAGAGGCUCUGAGACCCUCACUGGGGAUUAG